AUGUCUUCAAAAAACAAAAAAAAAUGGAAUUGCAUUACUUCCAAUGGAACAGCAGGCUGUGGUUGCAGCAAACCCAAAUUAUCAGAAAUUAUUCAGCCCAAACCCAAGCCCAGGCCCAAACCCGAGCCCAAUUCUCACUCAUCUUCAACCUCGAAUUCAGAUUCACCAUCUCCGCCGAUUUUGCCGGCGAAGAUCGUCGGAAGUGUGGCCGUAGUAAAGGAUUCCGAUGAUCCGUUUGGGGAUUUCCGGCAAUCGAUGUUGCAGAUGAUAACGGAGAAGGAGAUUUACUCCUACGAUGAUUUGAAUGAGCUUUUGAAUUGUUUUUUACAGCUGAAUUCGCCUUCUCAUCAUGAUAUUAUUGUUCAAGCUUUCAUGGAGAUCUGGAAUAAUGGGAAAAAUUGUUUCCAAGCAGGAUCCUAAUUUAACUUUUUUUCUUCUUUUUUGGGUGAAGUCUUCUUCGAAAAUAUUAGAUAAUAACAUGUUGGGAUUGGAGAAUCUGAUAUGACUUAUGAGUAAUAUAUAUCCUAUAUUUUAUGUUA
Molecule: messenger RNA, 539 nt
Organism: Solanum verrucosum
Lineage: Eukaryota; Viridiplantae; Streptophyta; Magnoliopsida; Solanales; Solanaceae
Product: transcription repressor OFP6-like
Exons: 1
Coding region: 1-420 (139 amino acids)
Biological process (GO): negative regulation of DNA-templated transcription
Source: RefSeq, a predicted model, not a curated record